Messenger RNA from Syngnathoides biaculeatus (alligator pipefish), 1259 nucleotides. RefSeq names its product gastrula zinc finger protein XlCGF7.1-like. The record is from RefSeq and is a predicted model, not a curated record. The transcript has 2 exons. Lineage: Eukaryota; Metazoa; Chordata; Actinopteri; Syngnathiformes; Syngnathidae. Bases 146 to 1126 code for a protein of 326 amino acids.
AUUCUGGCCUCAGCCAAGACUCAGGACAACCUGGGUUGGAUUUGACUCUCUUGGUCAACUUGUGUUGAAGCUUCUCGAGUGAGUUUAUCUUAGUUUAACUCGCUAGCCUCUCACAAAGAGCCCGCAAGGAACGAAGCGUGUAAAAAUGUGGGCAAAAUGUAUGAAAGAAGAAGAAGAGGACCCGGAGGAACUUUGUCGGAUGAAAGAGGAGCCCCGAAACGUGUCACACGGAGCAGGAGACGUUAGUGAGGGAGGUCUUCCUGAGCAGCAGAAGCCACAGUGGCGCCACAUUAAAGAGGAGGAGGAGGAUCCAGACCCUCCUCGCAUUAAAGAAGAAGAGCAGGAGUUUCCGUUGACUGGUGUUGUUCUGAAAAGUGAAGAUGAUAACGAAGAAGAAGGUGACGGGGACGCCAGUGGUAGAUCACAAGCAGACGACCUCUUCGCUCCGGUAUCAGACGACGAUGACAUAACGUCACACUCCUCUGACGGCGAUGAACAAGACUUUAAAGGUGAUGGAACAUGUCACCCCGACAACGAAUAUUCUCACGGUGGAAAAACUUUUUACGUCAAAUCGUUGUUGAACGGAGAUGAGAGAACACUCCCCUGCGAAAAAACGUUUGCUUGUUCAGUUUGCGGUAAGACGUUCAACAGAAAGACAACUUUAACAACGCACGCAAGAACGCACACGGGAGAAAAACCUUUCGCCUGCUCAGUUUGUGGGAAAACAUUUUCUGACAAGACAAAUUUAACGACGCACACGAGAACGCACACCGGGGAGAAACGUUUUGCCUGCUCGGUUUGCGGUCAAAGGUUCUCCUCAAAGACUAAUUUAACGGUACACACGAGAACACACACUGGAGAAAAACCUUUUGCCUGUUUAGUUUGCGCUCAACGAUUCACUCAGAAGGGAGAUUUGAAAAUACACCACAGGACGCAUACAGGAGAAAAACCUUUUGCCUGCUCCGUGUGUUCAAAAAGCUUUUCUAAAAAGACAAAUUUAACGACGCACACCAUGAUACACACUGGGGAGAAACCGUUCAGCUGCACCGUGUGUAAUAAAAGUUUCCAUAUCAAGUAUGAGCUGAAGAGACACAAGUGUGGUGGUGACAAAAGAAGCUCUCAAUGAAGUUGCACAAUAAAAAGUAGAAACCCAAUCUGUGCAGAUUGAUUAUUGAUUUAUUGAUUUCGAGAUGUGGCAGAAUCUUGGCUAACAAAUGACCUGUUUUACGAAUAAUUCGGUCUAUACACUUUUCCAAAAA